Cylas formicarius (sweet potato weevil) is the source of this 1113-nucleotide messenger RNA. RefSeq lists its product as uncharacterized. The record is from RefSeq and is a predicted model, not a curated record. Lineage: Eukaryota; Metazoa; Arthropoda; Insecta; Coleoptera; Brentidae. The coding region runs from base 163 to 1113 and encodes 316 amino acids. Gene Ontology annotation, molecular function: lipid binding. The transcript has 2 exons. Gene Ontology annotation, biological process: lipoprotein metabolic process; lipid transport. Gene Ontology annotation, cellular component: extracellular region.
AAAUGUUUUGUUCGAACAAGUUUUGACGCAGUUGCAAGAAGCUAUUGUUUGAGUGAUUUGCCUUCAAUUGCGCACAGAACAAAGAGUACUAACUUCGUUAUUCUGGAUCAAAAUUUCUUCGAAAAAUUUUCAAGAUUUAAAUUAUAAGUUAGAGUUAUUAGAAUGAGGAAGAAAACCGACUUUGAAUCCUUCAUAAUCGAUUACAUUGCGGACCAAAAUCGUAUCAUUGAAAAGUUUGAAGAGCUGAAAAAAACAAUUAGCAAUCAUCACCACAAGUGUAACAUAGUUAAGACUGCUGGAACGGCAGUGAGUGGCACUGGAGUCGCUUGUGUUCUGGGCUCUGUUCUAUUGGCCCCAAUGACAAGUGGUUCAUCAUUAAUUUUGGGUACUGGCGGAGCUAUAAUGUCUGUAACAGGAGGAUUGUCCAAUGUGAUUACAGACUAUGUGGAGUAUAAAACUUCCAAUAUGGUUAUGGAAGAUAUUCAAAACAUAAUAAAAUCUAAGGGAGAGUUUGAUAAGAACUUGCAGAAGCAGUUGGACAAUUUAGAGAAAAUUGUUAAUAUGCUUGUGGAAGAUGGUAUUGAUAGAGAUACCGCUAUAGUGAGUACAAUAAAAGGUAUUGCUUUGGGUUGCAUCGAUUUAACUGAAGAACCAACCAUGAAUUUAAGUAAAACCCUAAGUACUGUAAUUAAAUUACAUCAUAUUGAAAGUGCUGCCCAUAAAACUCUGCCAAUCAUUGAAAAAGCCAUGCACGUAUCAGAAAAAAGCUUUCAGUUUAUAUAUAAUGUCUUAGGGUUAACUGGAAAAUCUGCUCCACACCUGCUCCAAGUUAUUGGAAGGAUCUCUAGUAUGGUUUCAGUAGCUUUCACUGUAAUCGAUGUUGGACUCUUAAUAAGAGAUUGGACUAGUGAGCAUCCAUCAGUAGAGGUAAUUGAUGAAGUCCAGAAAAAACUAGAAGUUGAAAAAAAUAUUUUAAAAGAUUUACUAGAGGUUAUUAAUACCUCAAAAGAUACUGAAAAUGUUCUAUACAAGGUAAUAGAAGAUAUUAGGAUUAUGGAAGAUGAAGAUUUGUUGAAAGACUUUGAAAUUGUGGACAAUGUGGCUGUGCAGUAG